CUAGGUAGGUACAUACAUGUAUGCAUAUUCGCAUGUGACAAUUUAAAGACGAAAAGGUUGAAACCUUGAACUUUGAAGUGAUAAAAAAAGAGAGCUCAAAAAAGAAGAUUGAACAUUGAAAUAUUGAAACAUUGAAACAUUGAAACAUUGAAUCUCUGACGAAUUAGAUAAAGAUGCGGGGCAAAAAAUGCCGGGGCUAACAUGGGGGAUAAACACCGACCUCGUGCUAGAUGGAGAUCGACUUGACAAGUUGCUCUCUUGUGAUGCAAUCGGACCUCGGCUUCGAACCCCUUCGUUCCCUACCUUCGGCUUCGUCAUUCCAACAAUGUACAAAUUCUACAUACACUAUGUACUUCAAAUGAAUCCUUUUCUUCUUUUUUAUCUCUUUACAUCUUAUUCCUAAACUUUAUUAUCAUCCAACUUGUAAUCCUAUCUACUAGUUCUACUUCUUUUCCUAAUUCUACUCUUAGUCUUGAUUAUCCUCAGCUAUCUACAAGAUAGACAGACACCAAGUCGGAAAUGUCAUCACCGAAACCCGCCCUACCGCAGAAUGACAAUGUCGCGCACGCCCUCGCCGGCGCCGGCGGAGGAAUCCUUUCUAUGGUCUUGACCUACCCCCUCAUCACCCUCUCAACACGCGCCCAAGUAGAAUCGAAACGAGCCGAGACGCCCUUCCUCGCCGCGGUACGGCAGAUAGUGGCACGCGAAGGCGUAGCAGGCUUGUACGCGGGGCUCGACAGCGCUGUCUUCGGCAUUAGCGUGACCAACUUCGUGUACUACUACUGGUACGAAUGGACGCGGGGGUCUUUUGAGACUGCGGCCAUCCGCGCCGGCCGCGCCUCGAAGAAGCUGACCACCAUCGAGGCCAUUAUUGCCGGCGCCAUCGCCGGCUCCGCGACCGUCAUCUUGACGAACCCCAUUUGGGUGGUGAACACGCGCAUGACGACGCGCAAGGGCCAAGUUGAGAAAGAGAAGGAGGGGAAAGAUUUACAAGCCAGCUCCACCGAAGUAGCCAGUAGCAGCACCAGUAGCAGCGCGACCGCCGUGAGCAGCAGCUUUGCCCCGGAGAGCAAGAAGAAGCCCACUACCAUCAGCACCCUUAUGGCGCUACUCCGGGACGAAGGUCCCCAAGCCCUUUUCCGGGGCGUCGUGCCCGCCCUCGUCCUCGUCAUCAACCCGAUCCUGCAGUAUACGCUCUUCGAACAACUUAAGAACGCGUACGAGCGACGGCGCAAGCACAACGUCCCACCUUCCGUCGCCUUCUUCCUCGGCGCGAUAGGCAAGCUGUUCGCGACGUCCAUCACGUACCCCUACAUCACUGUUAAGAGCCAGAUGCACGUUGCCGACGACGAAGGCCAAGGACGAAAGCGCGAGGGCAUGACGGCGGCCAUUCGACGUGUUGUGCGGGAAGAGGGGUAUGCUGGGUUGUAUAAGGGAAUCGGACCUAAGGUCACCCAGAGCGUCCUUACAGCCGCCUUCCUAUUCGCCUUCAAGGACGUGCUAUACGAGCAAACCAUCAAGCUUCGAGGCAACAUGGCCAGAAAAGCGCUCAAGGCAUAAGGGGGUUCUCCCUUCUACUGUGCGGGAACCAGCACGCAAUAAGCCGUGUUGGGGUCCCUGGAAAUAAAUUGUAUAUAUUAUAAUCCCCCCCUUUUUUUCAUCUGGGGAGACGCGCCUGGGGGCAAAUUUAUCGUCUCUUGGCGUGUAUCGCGGUUUGUUCCAUCUGUAUCUAGGCACCUACCUAACCUAGGUAUCUAUCAUUAAAAGAAGGGUACUCGGGGUUGGGGGAAAUGGUUACCGGAUUUUCUUAUUAUUAUUCGUUUGUGUGGUGGAGUUGUAAGAAGCAAGAAUCCCAAAGUACCUAGGUGUGUAUGAUGAGUAAUAGUAGCAACGGGGACAGGAUGUGGAAGGCUAUGUUAAGUUCUCAUGUAAUAACACCCAGUGGGGUAUAUGGGUUCUACGAGGAGAACUAGGAGAUACCCCUGAAUCGAGAAAAAGAAUGUUUUAAAUGCACAUGGCACUU
Hypoxylon fragiforme is the source of this 2023-nucleotide messenger RNA. Its product is annotated as mitochondrial carrier. Gene Ontology annotation, cellular component: peroxisomal membrane. NCBI's taxonomy places the organism in Eukaryota, Fungi, Ascomycota, Sordariomycetes, Xylariales, Hypoxylaceae. The transcript has 3 exons. Gene Ontology annotation, molecular function: AMP transmembrane transporter activity; FMN transmembrane transporter activity; coenzyme A transmembrane transporter activity. The record is from RefSeq and is a predicted model, not a curated record. The coding region runs from base 520 to 1560 and encodes 346 amino acids.